Molecule: messenger RNA, 1346 nt
Organism: Mandrillus leucophaeus (drill)
Lineage: Eukaryota; Metazoa; Chordata; Mammalia; Primates; Cercopithecidae
Gene: TSPAN4
Product: tetraspanin 4
Exons: 9
Coding region: 344-868 (174 amino acids)
Cellular component (GO): membrane
Source: RefSeq, a predicted model, not a curated record
AGGAUGAGUGGACGCACAUCCUGCUCGGGCAGAGGGGCAGGACAGGGGCCGUGAGUAACGGUGGCCUGGGGUCAGAGCCAGGCUCAGCUGCAGAGGCUGCUGGUGGCUGUGGAGAGCUUGGGGCUGCCUUGGUCGCACCCACCGCCUGCCUGCCCACUGGUCAGCCUUCAGGGGCCCUGAGCAGCGCCUGGCCUCUUUCCUGUGGCCAGCCCAGCUGGGGGGCUGUGGCGUGCUGGGCGUCGGCAUCUGGCUGGCCGCCACCCAGGGGAGCUUCGCCACGCUGUCCUCCUCCUUCCCGUCCCUGUCGGCUGCCAACCUGCUCAUCAUCACCGGUGCCUUUGUCAUGGCCAUCGGCUUCGUGGGCUGCCUGGGCGCCAUCAAGGAGAACAAGUGCCUCCUGCUCGCUUUCUUCCUGCUGCUGCUGCUGGUGUUCCUGCUGGAGGCCACCAUUGCCAUCCUCUUCUUCGCCUACACGGACAAGAUUGACAGGUACGCCCAGCAAGACCUGAAGAAAGGCUUGCACCUGUACGGCACGCAGGGCAACGUGGGCCUCACCAACGCCUGGAGCAUCAUCCAGACUGACUUCCGCUGCUGUGGUGUCUCCAACUACACCGACUGGUUUGAGGUGUACAACGCCACGCGGGUGCCUGACUCCUGCUGCCUGGAGUUCAGCGAGAGCUGCGGGCUGCACGCACCUGGCACCUGGUGGAAGGCGCCGUGCUACGAGACGGUGAAGGUGUGGCUCCAGGAGAACCUGCUGGCUGUGGGCAUCUUUGGGCUGUGCACGGCACUGGUGCAGAUCCUAGGCCUGACCUUCGCCAUGACCAUGUACUGCCAGGUGGUCAAGGCAGACACCUACUGCGCAUAGGCUGCCCGCUGCCCGCUUCUCUGCCAAAAGGACGCCCACAGGGAGAUGGCCGUGCCCACAGCUGCCUUUCCCACCACCAGCCUCGGUGCUCUGCCCCAUGCUGGGAGGAGGGAGGGAGGAACAGGUGCCCGGAGGCCCUGGAACCCUGUUUCUAGAAGGCCCUGGCUCAGGUGGCUUCAGGGCCUCCAAACCCCCCCCGGGAGGGGUGGCCACGUGCUGGCUAUGGAACCCAGGGCAGGGGUGGGAGGGGUCUCCAGCACUUUUUAUAUUUACAUAUUCUCCAAAGCAGUGUUCACACAGGUGCCAGCCUGUGGCCCAGCCUCCCGGGAAGCGGGUUGGGGCUGCAGGAACAGCGGCUUGGCAUCCUGGAAGUGGCCCCACUGGUCCUGGUGCUCCAGGCAGGGCCAUGGACCCCUUACCUACAUUCCACAGUGGGCCCGUGGGGCUCCUGGUGCAUCCUAAUAAAGUGUGAGCCGCA